This is a messenger RNA of Volvox carteri f. nagariensis, 2553 nucleotides long. RefSeq lists its product as uncharacterized. Gene Ontology annotation, biological process: transmembrane transport. Gene Ontology annotation, molecular function: transmembrane transporter activity. Gene Ontology annotation, cellular component: membrane. Lineage: Eukaryota; Viridiplantae; Chlorophyta; Chlorophyceae; Chlamydomonadales; Volvocaceae. The record is from RefSeq and is a predicted model, not a curated record. Bases 178 to 2553 code for a protein of 791 amino acids. The transcript has 16 exons.
CAUAUUGUAAUUCAUAUAAACUGGCGUAGCAUGCGGGCUCUCUUGGUAUUCUUUGAGGAAGUCUAAGACUUUCUGCGCUUCCACUGCCUUGCGCAGACAUUAAGUGUAUUCCCUCUGAACCGAAAACCGCUCAACAUAAUUCCAAAUUAUAGGAUUAAUAAGCUCUGAGCUUUGAACAUGGCUUGCUGUGGGGAUGACGACGCGGACACCAAGGAGGGGUUUGUCGUCAAGCGGCGCUGUCGCGACGUCUUGUGCUUACUUCUAUUUAUUGCCUUCUGGGCCGGAAUGUUCGUCAUAUGCGGCUUUGCUUUCAAAGAAGGGGAACCAAACCGUGUCCUUUACGGUGUUGACUCGUUCGGUAUGACCUGCGGGUCCAAGAAUAAAAUCUUCAACGUCACGUUUGACUUUUCCGACGCCAAGAAUUUGUACUGGCUGAACCCACUUGACCUCCUAAGUAUAUCGGGCAUAAGCUACGCUAAGACGAUAUGUGCAGCAAGCUGUCCGGGUGCUUCGCAACAAUGCUCAGCCGACAACCUCCCUUGCCAGAACGGGGCCAAAUUCACGUGCCCAUACUACCGGUUUGCUGAGGAUAACCUGUACGGCCUCAUACCAGGGGUUAGCGAUGCGGACACUUCGUACUGGAGCGAACUAGCUCUUGUGACAAACAUUACAGAUUCAUCGGCCUCAUCGUUCUUAUCGAAGCUGGAUAGCCUCGGCGGUGCGUUCUCAACCCUGGCGGCUCAGCUGCGGGCAAACUUCAGCGGCCUGUACUACCAGACACAAUCGCAGUUCCCCGGCAAUGGGCCCUGCUAUCCAAAUUUGUUUGAAACUUCGGGAUUCUUCUACAGGUGUUUUCCAAAAUUUCCAGCGAACGUCACCUCCGCCAUCACGGCCACGGUGUCCGGAACCAUUUCUAAGGCGGUCAAGAGCGAUGACGUCAAGAACCUGGUUAAGCACUUUGACAGCUCCAGCCAAAGGUGGGGUCGGUACGUGGGCGACAUCAGUCGCGGCAUCCUGGUCAUCGUCAUCGGCGGCCUGGUUGGAAGCCUGGUGCUUUCAUUGGUGUGGCUAGUCGUCCUGCGAUAUUUGGGAGGAGUCAUGGUGUGGCUCGGAAUUAUCUUCAUUAACCUGUGCUGCAUCGGCGCGUGCCUGUUCACUUGGGUGAAGGCAGGGUACAUUGGCAACAGCGGCGUCGGACAGGACAUUUUGGACGCGUUACCUGUUGAGAUUAGCCCAGCACAAAGCGAAGAACGCACCUGGUUCUGGAUUGCAAUUGGAGCAAGCAUUGUCGCGGGAUUUGUGCUGCUAAUCACGCUCCUGUGCAUCUCGCGCAUCAGAAUCGCCGUCGCGUGCGUCAAGGUGGCGAGCCAGGCCGUGGGAUCUAUGCCCUCCAUCAUUUUCUUCCCGAUCCUGCCGUUCGUCUUGGAGGUCGGCCUCGUCAUCUACUGGAUCGCGGUAACGGCCCUCAUGUACAGCAGCGGGGACCUGACAGCGCAUUGCCGCACACAGUCCUCGAAGGAAAGCUUCUCCUUUUCAAAAUACACCAACGUCUCCAACUUGAUGGACGCGACGACCUUUAACCCAUCGAGCGAGCUGUCCAGCAGCUUCAAUUACUCGUCAUACAGCUUGUCGCCUAACGCCACAAUGGGCAAUUGCUACACCAAUGUAACGACCGAUCAACGCGCGUUCCUCUGUGGCCGUGAUCCGAACUGUUACCUCUCCUACGACUGGAACAAUCGCCUCAAGUACGCCUUUAUUUAUCAUUUCUUUGGCCUCUUGUGGACAAACCAAGUGAUUAUCGGCUUUGCUUGCGUAACAAUUGCCGGGGCCAUUGCGCAAUAUUACUGGAGCCGCGGUGACUCCGCUAACAUGUCGGCGUUCCCGGUGUUGGUGGCCCUAAAAAACACCAUUAUCUACCACAUGGGAUCCAUCUGCUUUGCGGCAUGCAUUAUUGCGAUCAUCCAGCUCAUCAGGUUCCUCUUAGAGUAUUUGGAUCGCAAGACGAAGGAGAUACAGCAACAGAACAAGUUCGCGGAAUGGGCGAUGUGCUGCGUCAAGUGUUGCAUGUGGUGCCUGGAGCAGAUUGUCAAAUUUAUUAAUCGUAACGCCUACAUCAUGAUGGCCAUCAAGGGCAAGGGAUACUGCUGCUCUGCCAUCCAGGCCGUAAAGCUUAUCGUUUCGAACGCACUGCGAAUCGCCGUGGUGAACCUGGUCGGCGAUUGGCUCAUCUUCCUCGGCAAGGUCUCCGUCGCGGCCGCAUGUGGCGUCAUAGCGUACGCCAUGACUGAGGCCAAGUAUUAUAACUCGCCUGAAGAGUUUCCUAACACGUACCUUUACAGCCCCGUCCUGGUCAUUGCCAUUUCCGUCAUCACCGCUUAUGCAGUAGCAGAGAUCUUUUUCGCUGUGUUUGAGAUGGCCAUCGACACUGUCAUCCUGGCCUUCUGCGAGGAUUGCGACGCCAAUGACGGCAACCCCAAGUACGCGCCUGAGCUGCUCAUGGACGUCAUGGGCGGUCCCAAGGACGAAGAAGCGCAGAAGCCUCAAAAGGCAUGA